This is a messenger RNA of Fragaria vesca subsp. vesca, 1198 nucleotides long. RefSeq names its product tryptophan synthase alpha chain-like. Gene Ontology annotation, molecular function: tryptophan synthase activity. The record is from RefSeq and is a predicted model, not a curated record. Gene Ontology annotation, cellular component: cytosol; chloroplast. Gene Ontology annotation, biological process: L-tryptophan biosynthetic process. The transcript has a single exon. Lineage: Eukaryota; Viridiplantae; Streptophyta; Magnoliopsida; Rosales; Rosaceae. Bases 25 to 990 code for a protein of 321 amino acids.
CAGCUAAAACUUUUAAUUUUCUCAAUGGCUAUUUCUAGAUCCCUUACUGCUCCCGGCUUUCUAUACACAAAGAAAUCCCACAACCCGUUUCAACAACAGCUUCAUUGUCCAUCCGUAACAUCAUCAAACUUAUCAAUCAAAAGAGCUCAUAGUAGGCCAAAUCCAAUCGCUGCUCACACCCUCCCUCGUACCAUAAGCAUCUCACAAACUUUCACAAAAUUGAAGUCACAAGGGAAAGUGGCAUUCAUCCCCUACAUCACCGCCGGUGAUCCAGAUCUGUCGACAACCCAGGCGGCGUUGAAGGUGCUCGAUUCUUGCGGAUCAGACGCAAUCGAACUAGGCCUUCCCUACUCCGAUGCGUUACUAGACGGUCCUGUCAUACGUGCUUCAGCAACACGUUCCUUGGCUAGAGGGACAAACUUCAACAAAGUUAUAUCCAUGUUGAAGGAGGUUGUUCCACAACUGUCUUGCCCUAUUGUUCUUUUUUCAUACUAUAACCCUAUCAUCAAGCAAGGCAUCAAAAGCUUUAUGUUCACUAUUAGUCAAGCGGGUGUACGCGGGCUUCUGGUCCCGGAUAUUCCUUUCGAAGAGACCGAAAUCUUGAGGAACGAAGCUGCAAAAAAUAACGUUGAGUUGGUGCUACUGACAACUCCAGCCACUACGACAGACAGAAUGAAAGACAUCGUGAAAGCUUCGGAAGGAUUUGUGUACCUAGCGAGCACGGCGGGGGUCACCGGAGCUCGUGGGCGUGUGAAUGAACAGGUUAAGGGUCUUUUGAAGGAGAUUAAGGAGGUCAUGCCCAGCAAGGCAGUGGCGGUUGGGUUCGGGCUGUCGAAGCCGGAGCAUGUGAAGCAGGUGGCUGAGUGGGGGGCUGAUGGCGUUGUUGUUGGUAGUGCCAUUGUGAAGGUUCUGGGUGAAGCUAGAUCUCCGCUUGGAAGGUUGAUAGAACUUGAAACUUUCACCAAGUCUUUGGAGUCUGCUCUUCGUUGAUGAUGUAUACGUAGUUUAAUGGGAUCACGUAGUUUUAUUUUUUUGAAAAAUGGGAUCCCGUAGUUAAAUUACGAGAUAAUAAGUUAGAUUGUUAGAUCUACCAAGAUUAAUUAUUGCUAAUUACUUCAUGCAUGCAGCUACGUACGGUCAUGAUGUAACUGAUCAUGAGUGAUGAAAAUUAUAUGUUAAAUUUUUAUUUAGCAAGUUG